GGGUGGGGGCCGGAAGUGCUGGUGUUUAGCGGCCCGCGGCGUCGGGGGGCGGUAGUAGCGGCUGAGGCUUCACCGGAGUGUCAGGUUCUCGCGUUCGCGCCGGGAUUUAACCGCCACCAUGUCGAGCAAAAGGGCAAAGACCAAGACCACCAAGAAGCGCCCCCAGCGCGCAACAUCUAAUGUGUUUGCCAUGUUUGACCAGUCACAGAUUCAAGAAUUCAAAGAGGCCUUCAACAUGAUUGAUCAGAACAGAGAUGGUUUCAUCGACAAGGAAGAUUUGCAUGACAUGCUUGCCUCCCUAGGGAAAAAUCCAACUGAUGAGUAUCUGGAUGCCAUGAUGAAUGAGGCUCCAGGUCCCAUAAAUUUUACCAUGUUUCUCACAAUGUUUGGUGAGAAGUUAAAUGGCACAGAUCCAGAAGAUGUCAUCAGAAAUGCCUUUGCUUGCUUUGAUGAAGAAGCAACUGGCACCAUUCAGGAAGAUUACCUGCGAGAGCUGCUGACAACCAUGGGAGAUCGGUUUACAGACGAGGAAGUGGAUGAGCUGUACAGAGAGGCACCGAUUGACAAAAAGGGAAAUUUCAAUUACAUCGAGUUCACCCGUAUCCUUAAACAUGGAGCAAAAGACAAAGAUGACUGAGAAGAACUUCAGAUUGCAGCCCCACUUUGGGUAUUUUCUGAGACUUUCUUAUAAAGCCUUUUGCAUGCCCUUAGCUUUACAGCUUUUGCCUUUCUUGCUGUAUUUAUUCUCAGCCAUUUUGGACAUAUGCAUCUCUAUAAUCAAACUGGAAAUGGGACUUUUUGUCAUUUUCAGAAUAGAAAAUAGGGUAAUUUAAUUUACCAGUUCCCUCUUCCCCCAAAUAACUACAGUCUCUCUACAAAGUCAAUAUAUUUUUUCAGAGAAAGUUAUUCACUCAAUUUUUUCUGAAUCAUUAUUAAACUUUAUGAUAAAAAAUGUGCUUGUUGAAAACUUAUUUGUCAAAAUUUACUUUUGUUAGUUAUUUGCAUCUUCCAAAGAAAAGCAAAUUAGGUAAAUCCUAGAAAAUUAUAUGGUUAUGAGAGCUCUCCUAUCUAUUCUGCUAUUCAUUUCUACCCCCUUAAAUGCAGCUUUAACUACCUUACUCAUGAUCCUUGCACUUUGUCUUCUAAUCUAAAAAAUAAUUUUUUGGUAGAAUUUUCAUGUGAUAACUUUGGUAGCUUCAAAUCCUGGAGUUUAACAUACCUGCCGACAUCUCUCUUCUAACAUGACAUCUCCAUUUGUUCUAGGCUAUUGUACAUAACCUCAUGUCAUUUAAAAUUAGACUAGGUCAUUGAGUGUAAUUUUAAUUUGUCCUAAUUUUUAAAAUUAUUUUAUCCACAGAGGCUUUAUGGUACAUAUCUCCCAAAAAGACGGCUUUUUUUUUGCAUUAUAUUUCAAAGUGUUGGAAGUACAGUGUAGUAUUUUUUAUUCUAUGUAGUUACCCUUUAGCACAAUAUUCCCUAUUGAAAUACUGUGCUUAUUUAUGCAGACAUCCACCAGGAGUCUAUGAGUUUUGGACAUUCCUGACCUGCCCACAAUCAAAACAGCUGCUGAUACAUGCCUGGGAGGGAAAGUGAGAUCAUUAUUUCAAUCCUAAAAAUAACUUCUAUUUGCAGGAAUGAGGGACUAUUUCAGAGAUAAUCAGGAAGUGGUAGUACCAUUUUCUUUGGGCUUCAAAGAUCUGAUGCUCAAAGAUCCAUGAGUUUAAGAAAGGUUUUGAAAUACUGGGGGAAAAGUUUGUUAUAAAAGAGUUCACUAUGAAGAUGAGUAACUGACAAUUACUCUAAUAAUUUGAAGUCAAUGCUACUAUUAACAAAAGCUAUUACCUCAUUCAAUAAACAAUUACUGCCUUAGGGUAGCAGACCUCUGCACUCAACAGAAUAGGUGAGCUAGAUCCUUUAACCAGGUGAGGCCAGCUUUACCAGAAGUAGAAGGACUAGAAGCAAGACUAUUCUUGCCCUCUUCAAAAUUAGAAUCUUAGGUCCUGCCUUAAACUCUGUGCCUUUUAUGUGUUCUGAAUUUUAGUCAGUGGUUUAAACAAAGCACAUUUCCCAGACUGUACUCAUGCUACUAAUCUUGUUUGUUGAAUUGAAUUUCUAUUCCAAAUGAGUUAAAAAAAAAUCACUUUUGCUUUAACAAAUUUCUAGUGAAAAAUAACAACAUUGUUUCCACUAUAGGAAAAAAGUGAUAGCAUCUGCUGAAAUGGAGAUCUCUUUGUAGUAUCCCUAUUUUCAUAGCUGCUGAAAGAACCAUUCUCCAUUAGGAGCUAUGAAUGGUUUUCCUUGAGUGAAAUAAUUUUCCUAAUUUAGUAAUAUUCUCUGUGAGAACUAGGCUUUACUUAAGCAAAAAUAGUUGCCAAUACAAAGCUUCAGCAUCUACUGCAACAGUGCACUUGACUAAAAAACCAGUCUACACAACUUCCAAUUAUGAAAGUCAUAAUUGAAACAAACUAUCUCAAAAGUUCUGAUGAAAUCCACCCAAAAAGGGCAGCAUCCUAAUCCACCUGCUUAUGACCAUGUUACUGGAUUCCAGGGCCCAAAUUUUAUUUGAUCAAGGAGCCUGUAGCUCAAAAGGGAACUGAUCAGUACCGUUAGGAAAAAAGGCAGGAGAACCAGAUUAUAUGAGAUAAGAAAAAGCAACCAUAAAUGAAAGGCAACCAUUUUCUAUGAAGUAUGAGAAGAAAAAAAGCAGAUUAGCUUUUUUGAAUAUUUUCAAGUGAGGCGGUCAGUCUUUUAAGCCCCCCAAAAAUCCAGUACAGGAAAGUUUAAAUAAGGCCACUAGAUUGGGUAAGUUGUGGGUCAUACUCAUUCCUGUCAGAGUUUUGAGCAGCACAAGACAGUAGACAAUGCUAAGUUGUGGGGGUCAAGUAGUCCUUAAGUGAACAAAUUAAUUUCUCUGAAACCUGCCUAGUUUUUCUCUUUGCUGUCUUGGAAGGUGUUGCCUGGAGCUAAAGGUUUUGCCUAGAGCUAACCCCACCUGAAAUAAAUGCCUAAUUUUGCUGGGAACUUGCUCUUGAAUUUCCAAGUCCCUAUGUCCUUUUAUGCUAGAUUUCUAUGUACCUGUUUAAAUAGUCAUGUCAUAACUACUCUUUCAUAUGUAUCCACAUAAAUUUUGUAUUGGUAAUGAACACACAACUUGAUUUUUAGUUUAAUGUAUCAAUUAUUUUUCAUGUUUUGGCAGAGCUACCUUUUUUUUGGUUUUGAGUAAUUCCUUUUUUAAAAAACCAUUUUCAAUGACCAGUUUAUCUUUGACAAGAAUAUGCCAUAAUCAACCAUUUCAUAGGUGCUAGAUAUUUAGAUAUUCAUCUUUUCAUUAAGAAGUUUUUCUUUUGCAUCUAGAGAGAACAGUAUAUAUACCUUAGAGCUUUUUUUUUUUUUAAAGAUUUAUUUAUGCAUAUAAGAACUAGGGUAUAGGCCAGAGGUAUGAGGGGGUGAGAGGAUUCACCAGAGACAGAGUGGAGAACAGAACAGGCGGAUUGGCUUAGAUACACUGCUGAGGGGAGCAGCGGCAAGUCAGGAGAGGUCUGCUGUGCCAUGUGGGUCACCUCCCUGGCCAGGGAUGGAACUCGUGCUGCAGUGGCUGCAGGUAGCUUUGUAGUGCUGUGUCUUAACCCCUUAUGCCACCAGGGAGGCUCCCCUUAGAACUUUUUUUUAAGAACAUUAUCCAUUGGAACUUUCUGUGAUACUGGAAAUGUUCUUUGUGCUGUUAAAUAGGGACACUAGCCACGUGUGGCUAAAGAGUACUUAAUAUGUCCAAUAUAACUAAGGAACUGAAUUUUAAAUUUAAUCACAUGUGGUUAGUGAUUUUUGGGCUGGACAGUAUAGUUCUAGAAACUCAAAUAUGGAGAUCAGUGUGAAAGUACAGUUAUGUCUCAGCUAUGACCUUAAUAAAGGUGGUUUGGGUGGAGGUUUAUAGGAUGGCAAUGCACCAUACAUAGAGUCUGUGACAGAUCUAAGAAGACAAAACCUGUUUAAUGGGGAAAAAAAGUAAGCUAUUGAACUUAAGGGCAGAUUGUAGCUUAAGCGAAAGUCAAUAAACAUUUCAGAACCAGGGAUGACUAUCAGCAAUUGCUUUUCAAACUUAAUUGAGAAAAUGCAUUCAUUUAUGAGCUAGACCUUGGACAGUGCUUUUGGGAGGAGAAUCACAGUGUCCGCACAUACCUGGAUGCUUAUGAGAAAUGCAAGUUAUAGCCCCACUCUGGAGACCUGAAUCUCAAUGUCUUCAAAAUAUUUCAUCAAGACUUCCAAAUUUUUCUUGGGAGUUCUAAGAACUGCUAUAGAAUGAUAAACACAUCCUACUCUCUAGGAAUUUCUGAUCAAAGAUUUCUACAAUGUAAAAGACUGAAUAAUUCACCUCUACAUUAUGUUCAAGCAAUCACAGGCGCUCAAUAAAGACUUGUUAUCAAAUUGACUAUUUUCCAUGCUAUUCAUCAAUAUUAUUCCAAGGUGAGGGAACUGAAAUAGUCACGAUAUCCAGGACAAAA
Messenger RNA from Talpa occidentalis (Iberian mole), 4499 nucleotides. RefSeq names its product myosin regulatory light polypeptide 9. The transcript is spliced from 4 exons. The record is from RefSeq and is a predicted model, not a curated record. Bases 119 to 637 code for a protein of 172 amino acids. Gene Ontology annotation, cellular component: cytoplasm. Gene Ontology annotation, molecular function: calcium ion binding. Gene Ontology annotation, biological process: platelet aggregation. NCBI's taxonomy places the organism in Eukaryota, Metazoa, Chordata, Mammalia, Eulipotyphla, Talpidae.